Cryphonectria parasitica EP155 is the source of this 1284-nucleotide messenger RNA. RefSeq lists its product as uncharacterized. The record is from RefSeq and is a predicted model, not a curated record. The transcript has a single exon. Gene Ontology annotation, molecular function: zinc ion binding. Lineage: Eukaryota; Fungi; Ascomycota; Sordariomycetes; Diaporthales; Cryphonectriaceae. Gene Ontology annotation, biological process: protein import into peroxisome matrix. The annotation marks the transcript as partial. Gene Ontology annotation, cellular component: peroxisomal membrane.
UCCUUCGCCCAAGCCCAGGCCCGCCUGGCCGAGCGCCGCGCCGCCCGCGAAGCCCAGUCUCGAGCCCGCGUCGCCGCCGACCAGUCCGCCUCCCGUCUGCGCUCGCAGCUCGCCUCCAACCGCUCGCCCCUCCUCCGCGCUUUCGGCGGCCGCGCACUGUCCUUAUGGGACAGCCUUUCGUCACGCGAGGGAACGAGGCCUGCCUUCCGCGUGGGGCAGGUCGACGCCGAGCUCCUGGACGAGGAGCUGCUGACCCUGCUGCAGGAGCAGGUGGGGGAUGCGCUCAAGUAUAUUGGUGGCGUGGGCAGCACACUGAAGGAUGACUGGGCCCAGGAAAUCCUGCUGGUGCUGCGGGCCGUCCUGUUCAAGCUGACGGUUUGGGACCACGACGCCACGUAUGGUGCUGCCCUGCAGAACCUACGAUACACAGACGCUAGACACCAGGGGCCCGUGACGAUCCCGCCGUCGAGGGUACAGAAGACGCUGUACGGGCUAGUCACAGUGGGUGGGGGGUAUGCAUGGACGAGGCUGGAAGGCUGGCUGCUCCAGCAGGACAACGGAUAUGAGGAGCCGCACCCCAGGGUCAAGAGACUGCGGAGGCUCACAUCCGCGGCCGAGUCUGUCCAUGCCGGGGCAGCCUUCGUGUCCUUCCUGGUCUUCCUGCUGCACGGCCGCUACAGGACGCUGCUGGAUAGGAUCCUACGCAUGAGGCUGGCGCCGCCCACCAGCCAGGUCAGCCGGGAGGUCUCGUUUGAGUAUCUCAACCGGCAGCUGGUCUGGCACGCAUUCACAGAGUUCCUGCUGUUCGUGCUGCCGCUCAUCGGCAUCAACAAAUGGCGGAGGUGGCUCACGAGGGCGUGGCGCAAGACUAAGAGGGCUAUCUCGAGCAGCGCCGCCACCGACGGCGAGCCCGGCGAAAAACGGGGCGAGUACUCUUUCCUGCCGGAGCGGACCUGCGCCAUCUGCUACCAAGACCAAAACACGGCGUCGACAGAGCAGGAGAUCCUAGCAGCCGCCGCGUCAAGCGGUGUCGUCGGCUCGGCACAGACCGACAUCACGAACCCCUACGAGACGAUCCCCUGCGGUUGCGUGUAUUGCUUCGUAUGUCUUGCCACGCGGAUCGAGGGCGAGGACGGCGAGGGGUGGACAUGUCUCCGCUGCGGAGAGGUGGCCAAGGAGUGCAGGCCAUGGAGCGGAGAUGUGCUGGAGCCGCCUGGAAAGUCACCAUCCAACAGCCACAACAAGGCGGUCAUGUUUGCAGACGACGUCAAGGCGGACGACGAC